AUGACGGAUAACUUGGCACAUGCACUUUCAGGUGCUGGAGGAGGUAUCAUAUCGAUGAUAAUUACAUAUCCGUUGGUGGCCAUCAGCUCUCGGCUUCAAGUUCAAAAGAACAAUAGCUUACGGAAAGAUGAACACUACAAGAACACAGUGGAUGCCUUUGUCAAAAUAAUCAAUAGAGAGGGACCAAAAGGGCUGUACUCUGGAUUCGCAUCAGGUAUAUUUGGGAUAGCUGUGACAAAUGGUGUGUAUUAUUACUGUUAUGAAGCUGUGAAGAAGUUGGUUACAAAGCAAGGGCAAAGACCGAUCACUACAACACAGUCGAUGAUCUCGGGAUCUUUGGCUGGCAUUGCUGUGGUCAUAGCGACCCAUCCCAUCUGGACAGUCAAUACCCGAAUGUCAGUUCAGAAAAGAACACUAUCCAACAAAAGCAAGCGACCUACGACACUGCAGGUCUUUUUAUACAUUUUGAAAAAGGAGGGCAUUGUUGGUUUGUAUUCGGGGUGCAAUGCGGCCAUGAUUUUAGUCAUGAAUCCUAUUAUUCAAUAUGCCAUUUUUGAAAACCUCAAGACAAGAUUAAUAACCUCGAAAGGUGGACUAAGCAGAUUAGAUUACUUCUUGCUUGGUGCACUCAGCAAAUUAUGCGCUACCAUCGUCAUGUACCCGUAUAUAUUGAUCAAAUCUCGUUUGCAAAUGAGUGAAAACACAAAGGAACGCAACAUUGGAGUGCUGGAAAAUAUGCGAUUAGUGGUCAAGAAUGAAGGCAUUGCUGGCUUAUACAGUGGAUUAAAUUCCAAGCUAUUGCAAUCUGUCUUGAGCUCUGCGUUUUUGUUUUAUGCAAAAGAAGUUUUGUUUGACUGGUCCGUGUGGAUUCUUGUUUUAUUGAAAGCUAGAAAAAGUAUGCAGUAG
Mucor velutinosus is the source of this 906-nucleotide messenger RNA. RefSeq lists its product as uncharacterized. NCBI's taxonomy places the organism in Eukaryota, Fungi, Mucoromycota, Mucoromycetes, Mucorales, Mucoraceae. The transcript has 7 exons. The coding region runs from base 1 to 906 and encodes 301 amino acids. Gene Ontology annotation, biological process: transmembrane transport. The record is from RefSeq and is a predicted model, not a curated record. Gene Ontology annotation, molecular function: FMN transmembrane transporter activity; AMP transmembrane transporter activity; ADP transmembrane transporter activity. Gene Ontology annotation, cellular component: peroxisomal membrane.